AUGGCGGAAAAUCAUGAUACUGUUAUAUAUGUUGAUGGCGGCAUGAAUUGCAUCUUCAGAGUUCCUAAGGUGCUCCAGAAACAUAACCCAGAUGCAUAUACACCUUGUGUUCUCUCGAUUGGACCUUUUCAUCAUCGAAAAAAGGGAAGCGAGGAUGAAGGGAAAGAUGACAAGGAGGAAGGCAAAGAUGGGAAGGAUAAAAAAUAUUUCCAACUCGUGGAACGAAUGAAAGAGAGGUAUUUGAAUGAAGUCCUCUCAUGCAUGCACAUAAAUUUGAAAGAGUUGAUUGCAAAAGUUGUUGAGCUUUCAGAUCAAAAGAAUGAUGGGCCUAUUCAGUUUGAGAAAGGUGCCCGCGAUUUCUAUGCAGAAAAACUUGAUUAUGAAUCCAAUUACUUCAAAGAAAUGAUGAUAGUCGACGGCUGCUUUCUAAUUCAACUGUUUCGAAAGUGCACUGAUGUGCAACCUAGGGGAAGUGAUGACCCGUUGUUCAACAUGGAUUGCAUGUUCCAUUUCUUAUGCCAUGACCUUUUGCUGCUUGAAAACCAGCUACCCUGGUUUGUUCUCGAAACUUUAUAUAGCCUUAUCCUUGCCUAUUCCGGAGGUUCUGGCCCUUCCCUCUCUAUCCUCAUACUUGACGCCUUCAAGCAUUUACCCUCACUGAAGCAUUGUCAAUCCUAUAGAGAUCAUCUUCUUCAAUACCAUCCUCAUAAACAGAAUUGGCGGGGUCAUGGCUAUGCUAACGUUCUGCACAUACUUGAUCUUAUGAGAGAUUCAAUAGUUGUCCCAAUAAUGUUCAAAGACCAGACAGAAAAGAGAUUUGAACAAGCCUUCCUCGAUCCAGAUAUACAUGGAAUGUACACUGCAACUGCUCUGUCAAAAGCGGGCAUAACAUGCCGAGGCAACAAAACAGAAAACAUAAUGGACAUGCAAUUCGAAGAGGGCUGGCUAUUCUGCAAUGGAGUUCUUAAGAUUCCGCAGCUCAACGUCGGAAUGCUAACCGAAUCAUUAUUCAGGAACCUCAUAGCUUUUGAGCAAUGCUAUCAUGGUAUUUCAAAUGAAAUAACAUCUUACGCUGUGUUUAUGGAUAACCUCAUCUCUUCCCAAGAAGAUAUGGAAUUACUUUGUAAGGCAAAAGUAAUAGGUAACUGGCUGAGCGAUGAAGAGGGUUGCAAUUUCUUCAACAACCUUUACAAAGGCAUCCCGCGCACCAAGUUCUACUAUGGUCCUCUCUGCAAGAAAGUGAAGAAACGUUACGAAAUGAAAUGGUAUACAUAUGUGGCUUCAUUCAAGACUCAAAAGCUUUCUAAUCCAUGGGCGGUGCUUGCUUUUUGCACAGCUCUUAUCCUUCUCGUUCUCCAGCUAUGGAACAGCACAAAUAGCCUCCAAUCCUUCAGGAAGCAAAACCAUGGUUUUUGA
Rosa rugosa (rugosa rose) is the source of this 1416-nucleotide messenger RNA. Its product is annotated as UPF0481 protein At3g47200-like. The record is from RefSeq and is a predicted model, not a curated record. Lineage: Eukaryota; Viridiplantae; Streptophyta; Magnoliopsida; Rosales; Rosaceae. The transcript has a single exon. Bases 1 to 1416 code for a protein of 471 amino acids.